Molecule: messenger RNA, 9198 nt
Organism: Nannospalax galili (Upper Galilee mountains blind mole rat)
Lineage: Eukaryota; Metazoa; Chordata; Mammalia; Rodentia; Spalacidae
Gene: Sesn3
Product: sestrin 3
Exons: 10
Coding region: 181-1683 (500 amino acids)
Biological process (GO): cellular response to L-leucine; cellular response to leucine starvation; positive regulation of macroautophagy
Cellular component (GO): nucleus
Molecular function (GO): L-leucine binding; oxidoreductase activity, acting on peroxide as acceptor
Source: RefSeq, a predicted model, not a curated record
GGCUAGUCCUGGCUGGCCGGGCGGGGGUCUGGGGAUGGGGGCGGGCAGAGCUCCGGGCCGGUGAGCGCUGCGGCCGCCGUCCCCGCCGAGCUGCCGGGCAGCCGCGGAGGGGUCGUGGGCUCCCGCCCCACACCCCGCUCCGAGGGCGCCGAGGCCUCUCCAACCCGCUGCGUGGCCGCGAUGAACCGCGGCGGCAGCAACCCGGCGGCCGCCGCCAACUACCUGCUCUGCACCAACUGCCGGAAAGUGCUGCGGAAGGAUAAAAGAAUCAGAGUAUCUCAACCCUUGACAAGAGGACCAAGUGCCUUCAUUCCAGAGAAGGAGUGUUCUUUGUCUCUCGGUCGUAAGGUUGUCCAAGCAAACACAGUGGAUGAACGAACAAACUUUCUUGUGGAAGAGUACUCGACGUCCGGUCGCCUGGACAACAUCACGCAGGUGAUGAGUCUGCACACUCAGUACCUGGAGUCUUUCCUGCGGAGUCAGUUCUACAUGCUGCGCAUGGACGGCCCCCUUCCUCUCCCGUACAGGCACUACAUAGCUGUCAUGGCUGCAGCUCGACAUCAGUGCGCUUACUUGAUAAACAUGCACGUGGAUGAGUUUCUGAAGACUGGAGGAAUUGCUGAGUGGUUGAAUGGCUUGGAAUAUGUGCCACAAAGACUGAGAAAUCUUAAUGAAAUUAAUAAGCUGCUAGCACACCGCCCCUGGCUGAUCACGAAAGAACACAUUCAGAAACUUGUGAAGACUGGAGAACAUAACUGGUCCCUGCCUGAGCUGGUGCAUGCCGUGGUGCUUCUGGCACACUACCACGCUUUGGCCAGCUUUGUUUUUGGUAGUGGCAUCAAUCCAGAGAGAGAUCCAGAAAUCUCCAACGGAUUCCGGCUAAUCUCAGUGAACAACUUCUGUGUGUGUGAUCUCGCCAAUGACAACAGCAUAGAGAAUGCAUCUCUGACGGGCAGCAACUUUGGGAUUGUGGAUUCUCUAAGCGAGCUAGAAGCCCUGAUGGAAAGGAUGAAGAGGCUUCAAGAAGACAGGGACGAUGAAGGGACGACUCAGGAAGAAAUGACCACACGCUUUGAGAAGGAGAAGAAAGAAAGUCUCUUUGUGGUCUCCGGAGACACGUUUCAUUCAUUUCCCCGUUCAGACUUUGAAGAUGACGUGGUCUUAACAGCUGACGUCUCCCGAUACGUCGAAGACCCUGGCUUUGGAUAUGAGGACUUUGCCAGGCGAGGAGAAGAACACCUGCCAACAUUCCGAGCUCAGGACUACACCUGGGAAAACCACGGGUUCUCGCUGGUGAAUAGGCUCUACUCCGACAUCGGACAUCUUCUGGAUGAGAAGUUCCGAAUGGUCUACACUCUCACCUACAACACCAUGGCCACCCAUGAGGAUGUGGACACCACCACCCUGCGCAGAGCUUUGUUCAACUAUGUUCACUGUAUGUUUGGAAUCAGGUAUGAUGACUAUGACUAUGGAGAGGUCAACCAGCUGCUCGAAAGAAGCCUGAAGGUGUACAUCAAGACGGUGGCCUGCUACCCUGAAAGAACGACCAAGCGCAUGUACGACAGCUACUGGCGGCAGUUCAAGCACUCAGAGAAGGUUCAUGUGAAUCUGCUCUUGAUGGAAGCCCGGAUGCAGGCCGAGCUUCUCUAUGCCCUCCGUGCCAUAACUCGGCACCUGACCUGAAGCUCCACAGGGAGAAUGUCAGUGUGUGUAAAGACCUCUCCACGCGGAAUUUACACCAGAAGUUGUUUGUGAUACGGCAUCAAAAACUCUUCAGUUCUCUAGUGUCAAACUUUAGCCAUUGGGGGUUUUGGUUGUUUUGUUUUUGUUUUUGUUUUUGUUUUUUUUUGGCUGUAAUGUGCAAUGAUGUGUUUUAUAUUUCUUGAUGCUUAACAUUACUAACAACUGCAAAAAUAAUCCUGAGGAGCACUACUUUGCAUUGUUAAUAGUUGGAUUUCUGGAUUUGACCAUAAAUCAUGAACUGGUUUGUUAAUGCUUAACUUCAGUACUUUGGGGGUUGUAUGUAUGUGUAUUAUUUUACUUUACUUUUUAAAAAAUAGGGAAAGUGCUUACAAUCUGCUCAAGCAAUUGUUUCUCAGAUGUUGGAGUUCAACAAGAAUGGCCUCCUCUAGCUAUCCUAAAAUGCCCACAUUGUGUCCUAAGUCUGAUGGGAGAAAAGCAUGGGCUGCUGAAAGCUGCUUGGGGACAUGGUCCCAGUCCCUAGGAGGUCGUCAGGCACUGUUUGUAUGUUUGUGUGUUUACCUGAGUUUUUUCUUACAUUGCUAUUGGCGAUAACGUGAAAUGUGAUACAGACAUUGUCCAUAAUUUAAUGUGAAAUUAAUCAUGAUGAAUUCUAGAGCAUGCUACUGAAAAGCCAAAUUCAGCUUUUCUUUUCCUUCUGAAACAGAGGCCUCAGUUUUCCAUGUCAGAUGUAUAUGUGGCAGGGGAUGUGUGCACAGUCCUCUCCGUCAUGGACAGUGGUCCUCUGUCACCUCGAGCAGUCCAUGCCCACGUGCCGCUCACAGUUCACACGCUUGGCACAUACAAACCCACAUCCACACAACACUGACCAAAACGUUUCUUUGCACAUUUUUCCUUUCUCAGAGUUUUUUUCUAUAUUUCAGUAAGCAAAGGAAAGAUAAUGCACCUCUAUUUUUCCUGUUAGACUUUUAGAAAUUAUUUUACAUGAUUUCUUAUGAUAGGUUAGGCAGUUUAUUACUCAGAGGCAGAGCUUGUGUUUCUAUGCAUUACUGUGACUGAGCAACAGCAGCAAAGGGUGCAAUAUGUUCCUGAAACGUCACCCCAACUCUCCCCGUCAUGCACUGCAAAGUGUCCUUUUUUAACAGAGCCAUAAAGAAAUUUUCUUCAGAUUUCUUUACUGUGCUAGGUUGUUUUUCAGUUUUGCCUUACUGAGGUCGAACAAUGAUGUCAAUGCCAAAGCAUUCCUUCCUGAGAAAAAUCUCUGUGGACAACUGGUAAAAAAUUAAAAAUGCAUCAAGUCAUAGGGGAGAAAAAGCAGCCAGAAGUCACACUUUGCGUGGCUUUCCAUUGCUGGAUGGCCUGUCUUCAAAGAGCACAACUGAUCCAAAGCUUUACUUUACCCUGUUGUGUUCAUGAAGGUGAAGUGCCUCUUGGCCAGUGGCCACAGCCACACAGCACCGAAAACACUCUGCUUAAUGGGGCGACUUGAGUUUCACACACGGUUAUUCAAAGACAUACCCACCUUUUCAUGUAAGGCAGGUCGUCCCCUACAUAGGGGAGCUUUUCCCUGGCCGUUCCCGUAGAGAUCUCACUUCGAUUCACUACUUCAGCAGGACGCACAUUUUUCUCCGAGGAAGGAGCUGUGGUGGUGUUUGGAGGCGCGUGCUCCCCUCCAAGGUCAUUCUCUCCUGGCGUAAAGCAUCCGCUUCCUUUCCUUGAGGCCUUGUUCUGGAGAGAACCAAGGCAGCGGUGGCCCCUGACGUAGGCGGUCCUGCGCUCUUAGAUUCCAGGAUCUCGUUUGAAAUCUAACAUGUGAGGAAAAAGUCACUAGUAUUUUCUGAAGACAGGAUGGUUUAUUUAAAGAAAUUAUUUGAAGAACUUGUGCCAGGUUUCCUGUGUUUUGUUUGUGGUGUAUGUUGAUUUCCUUCAGCACCACAUUUUUGGGGUGUUUUUACUACAAGGAAAGUAUUUAGAAGAUGGGAAAACACAAGUGGCAGCCUGAAUGUCCAUCCGAGUUCCCCAACUUCAAGAUGUCCAAGUGCAGGGUAUAUUCACUCACUUAUUUUUGCAUUUGCUUCCUUAAGUGUUAGAAACAGUUCCUCUUGCUAGCCCUGUGUGUGUGCCAGUGAGCUGUGUUACAGGAUGAAGUCCUGUUGAUGUUGACGAAGAGGAGAACUUUGCGCAGAACGUCCAGUGAACUUUACACCGAAAGGGAAACGAGAUUCAAGUAGCUGGAGUGUCCACUUGCUUUUCGUUUUUGUUUGUGUUUUGCCCCAGAAAUGUAAGUAGUUAGAGAUUGGGUUAUGGAAACGUUAGUGCCUUUAAUAGAUCUCUCUCCUAGAAAAAUCUUUUUAGUUCAACAGACCUAUCAAUAAUCAGGAAAAGAGGUUGACUUGGAACUAUUAACAAAAACACAGCAAUGUAUUUAUGAACCUCAGUGAACCAACCUAGAAAAAUUGAUUUGUGAAGGUGGCUUCUCCGCUGUAGCUGCACAGGGUCUCGGGGCAGACAGGAGUUGGCCGUCAACCUCUCUAUCCAGUGCAGACUUGAAGUUCUGAUGCGGUUUUCCAGGGUGGAAUUUUUCAGAGUAUUGAAUUUACAUUGUAGUAAUUUAUAGUGUAGCUUUUUAUAUUAAAAUGUGAUAUUUUUAAAAAGAGCUAUCUGGUUCAGUUGGUAUAACUGUAUGAUCGUAUGGCAGGCUGGCCUUCACUGACUCACAUUGUGCCAAAUCAAAGUGUGCAAGUGUGUGUGAGAAAGCACAUGAGAAUUGAACCCUCGACUCCCUGCUUACUAAGUUAAAGUUAGCCUGACAAUCCACUGAUGUGCACACUUCAACAAUGGCUACUUAUUUUAGAAUUUCAAGUUCACUAGCUUCUGUGGUAAUCUUAAUUUCUCAAUCACUUUAAGAAAUCUCCAGAGAGGCAAGUGUGGUUGGCACAGGCCUGUAAUCCCAGCAUGUAAGGCUGAGGCAAGAAAUGGUGAUUUUGAAGACAACCUGGUAUACAUAAUGAUUUCAAGGCCAGCCUGAGCUACAUAGUGACACCCUGUCUCAAAAAGUAAAGAGAAAAGAAAGAAAAAGUGGUAUGGACUAUCCUCCCACAGGGAAGUCCGUCUGCUCUUUGCCUAUGGGGGGUGAUGAGUGCUCUCAGACUGGCUUCUCAGACCAGCUUCCCCAGGUAUCCUAGGGGUACUUGGAAGGAAAGAGACUUUGGGAUCGGGGUACUUAGGGUACUCUGUAAAUCAGAGGUAGCCAGCAUGGAGCCCAGGCGUAGCCUUAGCGUUAACCUACUGUGUUAAACCCAAGAAUGGCACAGCUGUACAGGGCUAUUUUUAAAACAGAAAGUUCAAUGUAAGAUUUAUGUAAAAGUCACGAAAAUUGGAACCAGAGCCCUAUUUUGUUUGUGUUAUAAUAUCUCCUAAAGAUUUUGCAUAAUUCUAAAGUCUAAUUAAUACUGUUUAUUCCAGAGCAAUGCUUUCCUUUCCCACCAAAGGUUUUGUUAAUCCAAAAGCUUAGAUUUUUAUGCCACAGCAAAGUAAAUUAUCAGCAAACAACUACAGAUCUGUCCUUGAAGUAGGCCAUCACUUUCAGUGGCAAAUGCAUUCCUAUGUUGAUGGCAAGUUUCUUUUAAACUCUAACAAUGCAGGAAAAGAGCAAAUCCCAGUGCAUGACAUAGAAAUGCUGUGCACUGUGAUACCAAAUGAGGUUUUUCUCUUAUGUUGUGUUUUAAACACAAUUCUAAAUCUGCUCUCUAGAAAGCAAGACCAUGUUCUUCAUAAUAGGCCGUUUUCAUCUUCUAUGAAAAGGGUGGUCUGGCACGAGUCCAAGCACAUGCAACAGUCUGCUGUGUGAUACGCAGAGAACUUUCCCAGCAGUGCAGUUCAGUAGCAAGCAGAAAGGCAUGUGGCUCCUCUGUCUGUUAGAUGGAGUGUUAAGUUACCUGUUUCUGUAACUGGAACUGUGCUAGGCGCCCCUCAUCCUGGACUGUUUCCUUGCUAUACCUCUGUGGAGACUCAGAAUCAAAUCAUAGUCUUUCCUUCAAGCAGUAACAUGAAUGUAUUUUGUCAGUCAAUAGAACUUAAACACCCGCUGCAUUUGUAGCGUAUUUCAUGCUGUUUAGGCUCCGUUACAUAGUACCUGCUUAGGUCAGACCAAGAACAAAAACAGCUGGUGUGGAGUUGUUAAGGUGGCGGUAUGUGCCAAGGCAGAGGCCUGUGAGGAAGGAAACAUUCCAAGAGCACUUGGAACUUAGUUCAGAGAGUCUGGCUGACUCUUGGAGCUAGCGUAAAGGAAGCAUUUCCUAGGUGGGAUGCUCCCACCUGCAUUCCCCACCCUUCCCUGCCUGCCAUCUCCUCCUCCAAGUGCCUCAGCCUCCACACACUAGCUCUCCUUCCCUUCCCCAGCCCAUCUUGAUCUGAAUGCCUUUCACAUCUGAACAUCACCAGCCUCCUGCUGAUUGUCACCAGCAUGUUCUUUUCUGGGUUAUUUUUUCCCCUCCAGAGUAAGGCUUUGUCCCAGCUCACUCCAGUUCUCUUCCAUCGGUCUGUAUUUUACCUGACUUUCGCCCUGGACACCCACGAUGUCACAGGCACCGCUGUUCCCGCCCACCUCCGGCUGUCUCCAUCCUUUCCCAGCUGCCAAAAUCCCUUGCUCUCCUCUACCUCAUCCCCAAAGAGCCUGUAAACCCCAGGCACCCAGCCUUCUCCUAGGCUCACCUCUUGUUGAGUAAUAACUACUUCCAUAUUUUAAAUAAAUCAUAAAAGAUUUUUGCCUUCUACAAAGUAGGAAUCUUUAUAUUUAUACAUGAUACAGAAAUUGAACUAUUUCUACCAUGCAGAAUUUAACAUUUAGUAGGAAUUCAAAGUGAUUGAAUUGCCAUCCUAACUUGGAUCUAUAUUAGAUAAUGAAUAUUGGUCCAAGUUGUUUGAAUGUAGAGUUAAAAUUCUCCAGCAAUCCAGACUGACCUGUAACCCUGUAGUGGGACACACAAAUGAAGUAGUUUUCAGACCUUGGUUUUAUUGGUGUUUGGGCCUCAAGACCCAUUUUUCAUAGAAGGAUUAUGACAAAAGGUGUUGAGAGGGUCAGACUGGAUCACAUAAGCCUAUCUGAUUUAUGAUGUAGAUAAAAUCCCACAAAACUGGGUACACAAGGAUUUGAGUUGCUUAGAUAAGCAUCUAACCUCCCUCCCCUGUUCUUAUUGGGAGAAAGGAUUAUCCCGUGAGAUUAAAAGGAAAUGCUUUGACUUACAGUCUUGAUUGUCCUAGCUGCUUCUCCAGGUACGUUGGCAUUGGUGUCAUUAGGAAAGGGGGUGUACAGAGGAAGAGGUGCACCCUCCUCUCCCAGCCAGACAUAAACUGUCAGAUUCCUAGUGGAGAUGCAUACCUAUGUAGAAGGCUGUCCAACCCGAAGGCGAACCACCCAUGGAAGUAGAGUUUGCCAGCUCUGAUGGUACUCGGGUACUUCCACCUUGGUCUUGAGCAACCCAAUCUGGCGUGCCCAGUAAAUGCCUGUAAGGGCCCAAGAGUGAAGCAGAGGCCUGGUUAGGGAAUAAGACUUGGCGACUGAAAGAUUCAUUAAGUGAUACAACACUCUGGCUUUAACUGAACUGUGACUUCACCGCCAUCAAGUACAGAAUGGCAAAGGAGAGGUGCGUGGGGGUGGGGGGGCACAGAAAGCUUCUGGCUCUCGAAUGCUUGUAGAAACCUUGGAGGCAGUGCAACACGUGUAAGAACUGCAGAACACACACCCCAUUUUAUAGUUCACAGGACACCACACAUGAGGAAUCUAAAUAUGAUAAAUAUAAUUUUGGUAUGUAAAAUUUUGCUAAAACAGUCUAUUUUCUUGCUCAAGUUAACGUCUUAAAAGUGAAUGUAUAAUUUCUACAGAAAGAAUAUUAAAGAGGAAGAGACUCUGGUCUUUAAUGUUAAAAUGUUCCUGGGUACUGAAGAGUUAAAUGUACACCUCAUAUUCAGAGUAAAACUGAUUUUGUAAUCCAUCUUUACAAAUUUUAACUAGUGCUCCCAAGUCUGAUAAAAGAUCAAAAGGUAGGAUGAAAAAAAGGUAUGAGUUGGGUAGGCAAGAAGUUUUCUUUGUAAAGCAGACUGUUUCCUUUCUUAAUUUCACUGGCUCUCCAGAAUAGAAGCUGAGCUGGAUGGCACCUCGUUCACCGAGGAGAGUGGUCCAUCUCUCCAUCUGGUGCAGAUACGUCCUUGAAUUCAUGUCUUCAGGAGAGAAAGUACACUUCCCUUCCUCUUUUCACAUUUACUCUCUUAACCCAAAUCAAAAUCAGUGUGAAAGCAGUCCCAGGCCACUUGGCACCUCCUCUGUGCUAAGUGAAUAGGCACACAGAGUCUGGACAAGGUGAACAGGAACCCUGGCAGGUCACCAUGGAGUGUGGCCGCUUGAUUAGCUCCUUCAAACCUGAAAGUAACUUUCCUGGUCAUGGAAGAACUGGAUGCAUCUUUUAUGAAUAGGAUUUGGACUUGAACACCCUCUCUGAAUCCUGAUUCCGCAGGGUAGCUACAUGAUGAAUGUAUAUAUUAUGACUUCGUAGCUGAGUUGCACACAAAAUCAGAUUGCCGACUUCUUGACUUCCAUUUCAUCCUUCAGUUGUGAGCGAUAUAUGUAGCAUGCUGUGAAAUGUCGAUUCUAGUGCUUUGUUCAGUAUUAAUACAGAAUUACCUUUGAGUUCCUUGGUACUUUUAGUUCAGUGUAAUCAGAAGCUGUGAUGUCUGCCUUUGUAGUCCUGUGCUUUGUUACUGUAACUUUUUUAUGAAGCACGUGACUUUGGACUAAUGUAAGGCGGAGGACAUGAUCUUCGAGACUGCUAUAUAUAUCAGUCUCUUACUCUAUAAGGUUUUGAAUUAGAAUAAGAUUUUUCCCAAUAGAUCACUGAUGCAAUUUAGGAUUCACAGGUUUCAUUGUCAGAGGGCAGUCUUACAGCUUCAAUUCUGAAAAUAGAAAACUCAACAAACAGCCACUUUAAACUUUUUCUGGCAAACCAGACCCUGCUGUCCAUGUAGUCUAAAGUAGUUAACCACAGAAGCCUCUUCAGCUCCGAAUGCCCUCCAGGAGUCUGCAGCUAAGGGGACGGUAGGGCCCGUGAGAGCUUUUUGUACGUAAAAUUAGGUUUGAUUUUUCUAUGUUGCUGAUUUUACGGUUCUGACUAAAGCUGGCCUGAAGGGCCGCUUAUGUGUAAUAUUCUAGUGUGUGAUGCCCUUCCUUGCUGUUUCCCCCCCCCUUUAUUUUUGAGGGAUGGGUAAUAUUAUUUGAACAGAAGGAACUGUUAGUGAAUCAAGACAAACACAUCUGAAAUAAAGGAACUGUGUAUUAACAUGUAACAACAAUUCAUAACUGCACUUUUUAUGACAUUUUGAAAAUCUAUUUAUAGGUACAGAACAAUGGGUUUUGUUAAACUGUAUCACAUUUAUACCUGCAGAAAUUUAUUUCAUUGUUAUUAGUAGGAAUUUUAUUGGUUCAAUAAAAUUGGCAAAACUGAA